This is a messenger RNA of Entrophospora sp. SA101, 582 nucleotides long. The record is from the annotation of a GenBank genome assembly. Lineage: Eukaryota; Fungi; Glomeromycota; Glomeromycetes; Entrophosporales; Entrophosporaceae.
AUGAGAUAUAAUUAUAAGAGUAUAUUUGGAGCUCUUUAUUCGCUCGCCAGUACUGCAUUCGUUAUCUAUGUUUUAUAUUUAAUUAGAUCUGGACAAUUAACAAUAGAGGAUAUUUUAGUUGGGAUUAGUCCAUAUGGUUGGGCUUUAAUUGGAAUAGCCUUGUGUAUAGGACUUAGUGUUAUCGGUGGUAGUAUUCUUGGUGGAGCUGUUAAAGCUCCUAGGAUUCAAACAAAAAAUCUCAUAAGUAUAAUUUUUUGUGAAGUAGUUGCUAUAUAUGGAGUUAUUAUGGCAAUAGUAUUUUCUGCAAAAUUAGAAAAUGUUGCCGGUCCAAACUUAUAUACUAAAGAAAAUUUAUAUACUGGAUAUUCACUUUUUUGGGGUGGUUUAACUGUUGGAUUUUGUAAUUUAUUCUGUGGUGUUGCAGUAGGAAUUACAGGAAGUACUGCUGCAUUAGCUGAUGCUCAGGACCCUUCUUUAUUUGUGAAAAUUCUUGUUGUAGAAAUUUUUGGUAGUGUUCUUGGACUUUUUGGUUUAAUUGUUGGUUUGUUACAGACUGGAAAAGCUCAUGAAUUCUCACCGUAA